AUGUCCGACAAUACGCCUCAGAAACGCAAACGUGACGAACGACAAGAGGUCCCGGCUGUCGAGAACGACGGCGGCAAGAAGCAGAAAGAGUCCACCACGGAAGCUGUUGCGAUGGAUGCCGUUGCGGCAUCUGCCCAGCCCCUGGUUGGUGAACGUGGACCAGCUGCGGAAGCACCAGUCACCCAAGAAGACGUCAACAAAAUGAUUCUUCAAGCAUUGGAGGGAUAUGUGAAGAAGGAAGACCAUGAGAAACUAGUCGCUCAAGCAUUGGAGGGAUAUGUGAAGAAGGAAGACCAUGAGAAACUAGUCGCUCGAAUCGACCACGUUGCCGGCGCCUUUCAGCCAGCAACAGAGUUUGCCCUCUUUGAAACCGCAGUGUAUGUUUUCGUCGAACCUCUCGUUCCGUCGGGUGAUGGCUGGUCGACCGAAACAGUCCAGCAUUCUACUAUGAAUCUUUGCAAGAUUCUAAUAGAUAACCUGCUGGAAAAAAAGAAGGGCGGGUUUCAGUGGAUGGACCUGUCGAAGAAGGUAAACUUCCCGAAAGAAAAAAAGGAGCCUUUGUUGUUGAGUGGACUCGCAGGGUCAGUGUGCUACAUCCAUAACGCGGAAAAAGACGCGAUCGAGAAAUGGGGACAAGGUCAACGAAACCAGCUUUCCCACAACGGAUCGCUCCUGGAUUCGCUGUACGCAUCGCCUCAGAAAGAUCUCGCGGCAGGAGACUACGACAGUACAAAAACAAAGAUCAAGAGCACGCGAAAGCUUUUUGAAACCGAGGCAAACAGUAAGCGUUCGCAGUUUACAACAGUUGAGGAUGGUGUCAACGCAGUGGUGGCGGCGCUCCAGAAGAAGGGAUGCACCAUUGAGCAAGAGGGUAUCACAUCGUCGAUCUCUGGGCUCAAGAGCCAGGUAAAAAGUCCGUGA
Seminavis robusta is the source of this 921-nucleotide messenger RNA. The record is from the annotation of a GenBank genome assembly. NCBI's taxonomy places the organism in Eukaryota, Bacillariophyta, Bacillariophyceae, Naviculales, Naviculaceae.